GUGCGCAGUUUCUUUGAAAAAGGGGCCCUUUCUGUGACUGGACCCUCAGUUGCUAAUGGACCCUCACUACUUGCUCAAAGGGGUUGCGUUGACCGCUACGGUACCCAAAGGCAAUAUCUCACAAAUGCUAAUAAAUCUUUAUUCUCACUGGUUGCUCACCAAAGAUACUCAAGAUUUGAUCAGCAUCCGGUACAACUAACUUGAAAGUCGGAUGGCACCAAGUUGGAACCUACAGUGAAGCAGGAAUGCAACCUGAAAGCCAAGAACAGAAAAAGAUACAAAGACAGCGAACAAAGAGAUAGCGCACCUCUUGCCGAUAGAAACGACGACACCCUUGAAGGGACAUGGCGGAGGAGACGGCGGCGGGUCUCUUCCUUUUCAAUUGAUAGUCUCCCACAACAUUGGCUGAACCAUGUCGGAAUCAUCAACCUCCCUCUUCGUCAUGCUAUGGGACUCGUUGCGCCGCCCUCGAGUGCUCUACAGCAGUAUUUAUGCAUGGAUUAGCGUUACAGGUGGCCGCUUCCUGGCACCAUUCUUGAGAAAUUUAGGGCUGAGUGACACUGAAAUCGGAGUGGCUCUGGCGUUGCAGCUUGCCAUUAUGACUUGCAUUGGACCAUGGGCCGCAAGGGUAACAGAAGCACUAGAGAGUGAAUACCCAGGCCGGGGAAGGGCACAAGUCUUGACGACAGGAAUCAUCUACGCCACAAUGGAGUACCUCAUGAAUGCGCUGGACUUUGAAAACAAGAAUUGCUAUGUUGCCCUGUGCGGUCUUUACACUGUGGGAGUUGCGAUGGUGUUUCCAGCUUUGGAUGGAAUGACGAACGACUUUCUGGAACGAUCUGAUAAUCCCGACGAAGAUCUUGCCAGAGAACGACUCUAUGGAGCCAUCAUCUGGGCAUUUACGAACUUGUACAUGUCAAUGGCCCUCGAUUGGUAUGGAUUCAAUGUUACCUAUCCCAUGGCCGCAAUCUGCGCAGUCGCUGUGCUAUUCUCUAUCUGCAUCUAUUCCACUGGUCAAUUUCUUGACAACAACGAAGACAUUGAAACCAACGUCAACAUGACGGAUGUCACAGACUUGAAAAAGCCAGCCCUGAACAAGCCAGCAACCGUGGCUCGUGAUCCUGGUUGCGAUGAUGACUCUCAUCACAGUGAUGCCCACACAGCAACGACUGCACCCACUCACCAGGACAGUGAAGCAGGAGAGAUGUCUUUGAGAUCGAUACUUGGAAGUGACAUGAGCUCGGUAACAGAAAGGUCAAUGGACACUUCGGCCUUUCAUGAUGCUUGCUCGGUGGCGGAGAGGUCCGUUGAGACUGAUGACGGCAACUCGAUGGACUCGUCCAUUCGAACCUCGGAUGUGACAGAAGGAUCACUCCAUAAGAGUUCCGGUAUGGAUACUUCUGUGAAAUCCGUCAGUAGAAGUGCAUCGUUCAUCAUGCAAGGUCGUAAGCCUCUUUCCACUCGGGCGGUUCUGGAAGAGCAGACCCAAAGAGAUAUUCACAAGAGGAAGACUGAGGACAAGGCAAGAAGAAGCAAAAAGGCAGCUGGAGAGGAAGAUGAUGAUGGCUAUCAGUCCAGUCUUGGUGAAGAGUAUCUGUUGGUGUUCCAGGCAAUGACCUCAUCCUGUUAUGGAUGCGCUUUCCUGUUCCUCUAUCUCAGCAUUUCGGCCGGGCAAUCCAUGGUGGACAACCUAAUCUUCCUUUACUUUGAAGAAAUGGGUGCAUCGUAUCUCAUAAUGGGGUAUACCAUUGUGAUUACUAUCAUUAUGGAGCUCUCGGUUUCCUAUGUUGCCCCCAAGCUGUUGACGGUCUUCAACUACAAUGUCUGGCUAGUGAUUGCAGGGCUGGCUUACAUCGUUCGAGUAAUCGGCUACACGAUGAUUCCACGGAAUCAUAUCUGGAUGAUUUGGGUCUUGGAACUCCUUCAUGGAUUGACCUUUGCCGGCACUCUGACGGCCAUGGCCGAGUUUGCCGCCGUAGUGGUACCAUACAACCCCAACCAACAAGCCACGCUGGUGCACCUGGUGUCACUGCUGCGUGGCAAAGCCAUGACUGCAGCCGUCUUUUGGGGGGCGCUGGUGCAGCAAGAAGUUGGACCCAAGUACAUGUACCGACGUUACACGCUGGUAGUGAUCCUCGCCGUCCUGUCCUUUGGGUUAGCCUUGUUGAUGGACUUUGUGUUUUCAGUGGACGCAGUCAGUGAAAACGUCAAACCGCAAGAGCCCAAGUCUCGUUUCGAGGGCAUGGUGACAGAUGAGGAACUGGCGCGGUCUCGUUGCAACAGCGUCGUGACGGAGGAUGGUCUGUUCCAGGACCCUAAAAACAGUGAUUUUGGAGACAACUACACUAUUUCGUGGGACUCUACGAAAAAGCGAGAUGAUGGCACCAACCCCGAGAGAGAUCUCUCGCGAGUGCUGUAGCACCGAGACAAAGCCGAUACGGCUCAUCUCAAAUGAACCAAGCAACAGUUUGCACAGUUCUGGAGUGCACAGUACCGUUAAGUAAUACAAACGAAUUAGUUACAAAUAUGCAUGAUUUUUACCAGCAAUGGGCCUGACU
This is a messenger RNA of Seminavis robusta, 2558 nucleotides long. The record is from the annotation of a GenBank genome assembly. Lineage: Eukaryota; Bacillariophyta; Bacillariophyceae; Naviculales; Naviculaceae.